AUGGCGUGGCGGUGCUCGGGAAGCUCCAACGCAGGGCUCGUGGCCAACCUGUGGACGCACGGCCUCAUCACCGAGCCUCUGGUCAAGGAGGCCUUUCUCAAGGUCGACCGCAGGCACUACGCCCCGGCCAUGCCCUACCAAGACUCUCCCCAGUCCAUCGGCUACGACGCCACCAUCUCCGCCCCCCACAUGCACGCCUCCGCCAUCGAAAACGUGCUCUCCCGGCUGCUCCCCUCGGAGACGUCCCCGGCUCCGCGCGUCCUCGACGUCGGCUCCGGCUCGGGCUACCUCACGCACAUCUUCGCCGAGCUGGUGGGCGACCGGGGGCUCGUCGUGGGGCUGGAGCACAUCAGGGAGCUGCGGGACCUGGGCGAGGCCAACAUGCGCAAGAGCGACGAGGGCAGGCGGCUGCUCGACGAGGGCAGGGCCAAGUUCGUGCUCGGGGACGGCCGGCUGGGGUGGCGCGAGGCGGCGAGGCCGGGCGAGGAGCAGUUUGGGACGGCGUGGGAUGUGAUUCAUGUUGGGGCCGCGGCGAAGGAGGUGCAUGCGCCGCUGCUGGAGCAGCUCAAGGCGCCGGGAUGUAUGUUUAUUCCGGUGGACGACGACGCCUCCGGGUGGGAUCAGAGCGUGUGGCGCAUCGAAAAGGACGAGGCCGGGAACGUGACGAAGAAGAAGCUCUUUGGGGUGCGCUACGUGCCCUUGACGGACGCCCCCAAAAGGUGAGG
This is a messenger RNA of Trichoderma citrinoviride, 725 nucleotides long. RefSeq names its product protein-L-isoaspartate O-methyltransferase. The record is from RefSeq and is a predicted model, not a curated record. The coding region runs from base 1 to 723 and encodes 240 amino acids. NCBI's taxonomy places the organism in Eukaryota, Fungi, Ascomycota, Sordariomycetes, Hypocreales, Hypocreaceae. Gene Ontology annotation, molecular function: protein-L-isoaspartate (D-aspartate) O-methyltransferase activity. Gene Ontology annotation, cellular component: cytoplasm. The transcript is spliced from 3 exons. Gene Ontology annotation, biological process: protein modification process.